GGCCCGUGUAGCCCCGCCUCCCUCCGCUCUGUGACGUUCGCAGGGGGCGUGUCGGUGCCAUGUGGGCGGACCAGGGAGCCCCCAUGGAGGCGGAGCACGGAGCCCAGAGCCCCCGCCCGGAGGUGGCCGAGUUAGGGGCGUGGCAGCCGACUCACCUCCGCGUGGUCGUCCUGAGUGCCCGGUCACUGCGGGCCAAAGGGGGUGCUGGCUCCAGCAGCCCCUACGUGGUCAUCCAGCUGCAAAAGCAGAAAUACGUGACGUCAGUGGUGCCCCACAGCCUGACCCCCAAGUGGAGGGAGGAGUGCACACUCCAGCUGCCCAGCAGGCUGGAUGAUGCAAAGGAGCACUGUCUCGUCCUCACUGCCAUGCACCACUCUCUCCAUCGCCCCGACCAAUUCCUGGGCCAGCUCUGCCUUCCCCUGGCACAGCUGUUCUGCGACAAGGCAAGGAGAAGGAAUGAAUGGUUCAGGCUGCAAUCCAGGCGUGGCAGACCUGACAAGGCGCGAGGGCAGCUGCAGCUCGAGCUCCAGUUCAAGCAGAUCCUGUCUCCUGGCAGCGAGCCAGCAUUCAGCAUCCAAGGAUCACAGUCCCUCUUCACUAAGCUCCGCAGCUGCAUGAAGGGCCGAAGGAACAAGGUUUAUCCCAAGGCGCAAUCACCUUCCUUGUGUACGAGCAACGAUGAGGACUCCUCCUCCUCCUCCAGCAUGCCCAUUGAACCGGAUCCAUCAGCACUGAUGGCCAGGGGCAGCGCUGGGGGCUCCGCACACGCAACUGGAGCAGCUCCUGCUGCAAUGGCUCCGUCCCUGUGCACUGAGCUGCGGCUAAGGACCUAUCUCUCCAAAGAGGUAGCCUACGAGGCCCCCUCGGUCACAGCCAAGUACCCAGCUUCCUCCUCCAGCCAGCCUGACCAGUGGGUUGCCCUGCAGCAGCACCCCAAGAAGAAAUCUCAGCUGCUGAAGGAGGAUAACUCAGAGUCAUUGGAGGACUCCCCUGAGACACCUCAGGCCAGUAGCCCACCCCUACGCAGGACACAGGAGGGUGGCAUCCCCCCACAGAGCUCACAAACCCUGUACACCUUCAGGAUGAGCCUUUCCCACCCUACCAGCACUAAGCCGCUGGGCACCACCUCUGGGCACAGCUGCACCUGGAGGCGCCAGCUAAAGUUGCUCAGAGGCUGCCAUAUCUGCUUGAGAUGCUUUGGAUUGAGACUCAAGCCCUGACCCAGGUGCUGUGGCUUCCCUCCGUUCCCCCUCCUGGGCGCUUUACAAAUUCAUACCAUUUGGAGCAGGA
This is a messenger RNA of Mauremys reevesii (Reeves's turtle), 1290 nucleotides long. RefSeq names its product rab11 family-interacting protein 2-like. Lineage: Eukaryota; Metazoa; Chordata; Testudines; Geoemydidae. The record is from RefSeq and is a predicted model, not a curated record. Gene Ontology annotation, cellular component: intracellular membrane-bounded organelle. The transcript has 5 exons. Bases 60 to 1220 code for a protein of 386 amino acids. Gene Ontology annotation, biological process: regulated exocytosis. Gene Ontology annotation, molecular function: small GTPase binding.